CCCAGCUGCCCGGGGCCGGGGAGGGGGGCACGGUGGCGUCUGACCCCCAGGCGGGGGGCAGAGCCCUCGGCCCAACCCUCUCCGGAGCUCCCUGCGCUUGGCUUCUCCGGCUGCCAUCCUCACCUGGGCACGGGCAGCGAGAAAAAGAAGGACAGCCCUCCCCUUCGGAGAGGCGGGCAGACCCUCCCAGAGAAGCCGUCGGGGGAAGCGGGGCUCCGGACGGGCGGCCAGGCCAGCGAUUCCCGACGCCCAGCAGCCAGAGAAGGGCUCUCUCGCUUCCAUUCCGAUUUGGGUUUGAAGUCACAGAAACCACAAAGAUGACGCUCCUCGCUUCUGAGCGAUCCAUGCUUAUCCGAAGUAAAUUCCGGUCUGUUCUCCAGCUCCGAAUGCAACACCGUCGAUCUCAAGAGCAGCUCUCUGAACGCCAUCUCCUUCCAGCACUCAACAAACCCCUUACAACUUUCUCACAGCCAAAUGGGACACAGGGCCAGAACAAGGCCAAGGAUCUUGCAAAGCUGAAAGCCUUGCCCCGGCCCCACAAGAACAGCACUGCCAAGGGCCAACUGGCAGAAGUGUCUCCUGGAAACCCUUCUGAGCUGCAGGACAAAAAAGCUCGCCUGGCCGAAGACCUGAGCGAGAAGAUCCUACACCGCCCUGGACCACUUGAGCUGGUGAAGAAGAACAUUCUCCCCUUGGAUCCGGGCAUCAAGGAGGCCAUGACAGAGGCAGCUCCGGCUGUGCCUGAUUCCUUCACCUUUGAGGAAGAUCUCAGUAGCUCCUCCUCCUCUUCCUCCCCAUGCUUUACACUGUCUCCAGGAAAUGCCCUUGGGAAUCCGUCCACUACCUUGUCAGGGGCAGCUUUUCAACUGGAGCUGCCCCCGAUCCUAGCAGAUCAACAGCCUGUCGUGUUGUCAUCCACCCCUGAGUCCGAAUUCCCUCUCCAAGGGGAAAGCCCUCUGGCCAAGCCCUCAAUUUCACUUCUCAAGGUCCCUCCCAAGGUUCCCGAGGCUAGGAAACCACCACGCCCUAAGAAGGUGAAGGAACCACGGCCCAAGGUGAAGAAACUGAAGUAUCACCAGUAUAUGCCCCCAGACCAGAAAGGGGAGCAGGUGCCGGUGCCCAUGGAUGCAGCCUACGCUCGCCUCUUGCAGCAGCAACAGGUUUUCCUGCAGCUCCAGAUUUUGAACCAGCAGCAGCAGCCCACGCCGACAUCACCUGCGACCUUCUGCGUUCAAACCCUCCAUACUGUCCCUGCCAGCAGUGCCCCAGAACACCUGCUGAGCUUCCCUGGGACUUCCACCCCACCAAGUGGGCCCCCUCCUCCUCCUCCUCCACUUCCUCUUCCGUCUCCAUCCACGCCGACCUCCCCUUCACCUCCCAAGCCGGAACUGUUGCCUGCCAACUUGGAGGAGCUAACAGUUUCGGAACUCCGCCAGCAGCUCCGUAAACGGGGCCUACCCGUUUCGGGAACCAAGCCAGCCCUGCUAGAGCGCCUUAAGCCUUACCAGGUGGCCCGAGCCAAGCCUCCACCGGUCCCGCUUUCCAGCACUCGUUUGGCAUCUUCAGACCUGGACGAAGAGGCCCAAGUCUUGCAGGACAAGCAACGGGUGACUGAGAAUCUGGCGCUGAAGCUCCACCGGGAGCAGAAACACCACGACAACGACCUCCAAGUGGAGCUGGAGAUGCACAAGCGGAUCAAGAAUCGCCGCAAGGGAGGGUUGCCGUCACCCGGCCAGCAGGGGGCACCACCACCUUAUAUUGCGAAGAGAGAGUGCACCAAGGAGGGGGGAGGCAGAGAGGACAGCUUCAUGGUCUUAUGCCCUCCGUCCUGUGAGCCGAUAAAUUCUGACAUGGAGCUGCCUCUCGAAAUCACAGCCAGCUCCCCUGACCCAGCCCCAGGGACCCGCUCCAUUGAGGAGGAGCUCCAAGAGGCCAUCCAGAAAGCUCAGCUGGUGCCAAGCCAAUCCAUUGAAGACAUCUUAGAAGAACCCCUGAUUUGUUCAGGUGACCUUCUUCAGGCACCUGCUUUGACCACACAGGUCCCGGAUCAUGUCACUCCAUCACCCCUCAUCCACCAAGAAGCAUCGCCACCCAAGAAGCCCCGCCCUAGCAGUGAACCUCCUUUGGUGACCUCCACCAUCUUUGAUUUCCCCGGGCCGUAUGAUUUCCUCUCAACAGCUUCUUCCUCAUCAGCAUCUCUAGACUCACUGUCCUCAGUUUUCUCCCCUGACUCUCUGGAGAUGCCCCCAUCUCCUCCAGCUGUCUGGCAAGGGAGCGGGGCCCGUUCAGGAUUUGACCCUGUGGAUUGGCUAGAGGCCUUGACCUCAGGCUCUGCCUCAGGUCUGGGCUCCACUAGUCCUGUUGGCAGCAGUAUCUUCUGCACGGACUUCUUCGAUUCACCUGACCUCAGUGUCAACCACAUGAUAGACCUAAUGGUAGAACAGUGGUAGAUGAAACACAAGAAGGCUGUCUGCAUACCCGAAGGCCUGAAGAGAAAGGGGGAAAAUCCCCCUUCCAUCCUGUAAGAUCACAGCAGCAUCGGGCAACUGUUGAAUGGGCGAGAAUGGCAGUGUUUUGGGUGGUCAACAUCAAUCAUCAUAGAUGGUCUUGUUUCCAUUAAUGCCAAAUCCAAAUGCUCCCUUGGAAGAAUAAAGUCACUGACCUUUGGGCAGGGUCAAUGCCAUGCCUCAUUUUGAAUGGCCAGGCAAUCCCAGAAGUCUUUGUGGUUUUCACUGAUGUGGCGGCCGUGAGAUAGUUUAAUCUAAUAUUUGGGAGGAUAAGAAUUAGCCAGCUGCAUUGGACGGGGGAAAUCAUGAUUUACGAUCGCAUCGUCUUCAACAAGCCAUCACAGAUGAAAACAUAGUGUGAUGGCAACCCUUGACAUUAUGAAGUGAUUGAAUGAAGGUAUGGAGUAGCACCAGUUCUGGAAGCUAUCAUGGCUGGAAUCAACAAUUGACAUCUGAAUUCUUUAACAACUUUAGACGCUGUCUUGGAUUAAAGCUUUGGCAUAUGGGCUGUGCUGAUUCUACUUUCUACCUUGGGCCUUUCAUGUCUGCACCCUUUCGAUUGAAGAAGUCAUUAACAGACUGGGAAAUGCUGUGGUCCAAGAUAAUGGCAUCUUCAGUGGGCCAUCUUGGUUUGGUGGAACCGUGAGGACGACAUCAGCUAGGUGAACAUCUGGGCUGUCCCUCUUGAUGCACUGUAACUGAGGACAAGAGUUGGAGAUUCUUCCCUUGGCUGGGGCAUGUGCUAUCUUGUUUAAUUAAACUAGACAGAAGAAGGAAAGUGCCAACAUUAAAACCAAUUAGGAUUGUGCCAUCUCAAACCCACUAGGGGAACAAAGAAAGAACUACAAUUUCCAGGGGUCACCUUGACUGGAGUGUACCUUCUGUGGCAACUUUGUGUUAUCUUGUGUGCAGAGGAAUACCUUCUGUAUUAGGGACUGUACCAUCUACCAUAGCUGGCCAAAAAGUGAUGCAGUCCAAAGACAGGUGCCACCUUUGAAGUCUCAUGCCAAUUUAACUUUUAAAAUUUUCUUAUUAUUUUUACUUUUGGUGUUAACAUUGGAGGGAACGUAUGGGCACACCUAAUGCAUAUACAUAUGACUCCAAACCAUUCUUUGGACUGAGGGUUGGUGGUGGGGCAGCUUCCUAAGGGAGCUGGACUGGGAGGACACCAUGUUCACAGGGAGACAGCUGCAGUGUGUCGUGUCCAAGCAGCCAAAGGUUGCUGGAAGAUUUAGACCAGUGGGGUUAUGGCAGGUUUGGGACACAGUUUGUGUAACUCCAUAGCUCAUGCUAGGUGAAAACUGGAACAUAUCUAAUAAAGAUUUAGUGGUUUAAUCAUAGACAUUCUCUCAUGCUACUCCCUGAGAGCCCUGGGAACUGUAGUAAGCGGGGAUGGGGUUAGGGAUCUCUAAUAGAGAAUUUCCAUCACUCUCCCCUGACUACAAUUCUGAGGAUUCUUUAGGGAAAGUUAAGUCAGUAAAGCUGACUUAUAAAACCACAGGUUUAUAGUGUAGAUAUGCUCACAUAAUAUCUUAGUAGCUACCCUCUCAAAUUAAUGAGCAGUUUGGACAUACAUAAAUACAGAAGCCAUUCAGCUUUGGAAGCUGCAUUCCCUGUUCUUGUCCCAUGUACAAUUUUAAGGACUGCACUCAGAGGAGACAAAUGAGAGCAGGACGGCGCAGAGCACUGGGUAGCUGGGUCAUCACGAAGCAUCCUCCCUCUCCCCAGAGCAGUUUUCAAACGUGAUUUCAUUUGUUUUAAAAAGAAUAAUCAGGCAUGUAUGAUUGUUUAAAUAUAUAACCAAUCAAAGACCAAAAAGAGGGUGGGGAGAGAUGGCUCUGCUUCAGCUCCUUCCCUCAUGCUUCUGGAUCACUUCUUGUGUGUAUGGGGGGGGAGUUGUCGGUGUCCAUUUCCACACUACUCACCUUCAUCUGGAACACUGUGGAACGUCACGAAAAAACCACAGAAGAUAGCAUCUUCUCGCACAAGUUUUGCGCAACAUCGCGCAAAACUUGCGCGAAAAGACGCUAACUUCUGCGGUUUUUAUGGAUGUUCUGCAGCGUUCUGGAUGAAGGUGAGUAGUGUGGAAAUGGCCUAUGUGUCAUUUGAAGGUCAGAGAUGAAAGAAAGAUAUGCUCAAUCCCCAGGGGAAAAAAGGGGGGCAGCCCCUUUUUUAUGUACAUCUGACCAAGCUAUAUACAGAAUACCUUCAAGAAAGGCUCACAGUGCUAUGAACCUGCUUGGAGAUCUCUUUUGUAUGGGCCACUGUGUAGAAUGUCAACAAAUCAAGCACUGGUAUGUCCUGUAGCCACUGGCCAGUAACUCUAUCGCUGCUACCCCCUCCUGUUGGAGAAUCUGUGUCUAAGAUAGGAGGAUUUCAAUCUCAGGAACCUGAAUACGAGGCAUGGCAGUAGUAGUAAGGAGACUGGUGAGCAAACAGCAAAAUGAAAACAGUUGACUGCAAGGCACAAUCUUUUGUGCCUGCUUGCUUCCCCUCCUGCUGCGAAUAAGAGCAUCCCACCAGUGAGAGUGAAGCAGCCUGGCCUGACUUUUGGGGUGUCUCAUUGCCCAACAGGAGGAAGUGCGUUUAUCAGAGUACUCAGGCAGUGGCUGCAGAGUAUGCCAGUGUUGAAUUAGUUGAUAUGCUGUCAUCACUUGCACAUGAAAAAGAGCGUUCAGAGCAUGUUCGAAGCACUGGCAUCCCUUUGCCAAAAUCUGAACACAAAUAGUAGGUCCCCCCCACCCCCACAAUACUUCACUUCUGCACUGCCCACACAGUUUAAUCCCGUUGACUUGGCAGUGUGGAUAGUACAAAAGGGAAGUACUUGAGUGUCGGAGUAGCCAAGAGUGUAGGUGCAAACGCAGCCUUCCAGCAUGUGCUGUUGUGGCUUGAGGGCUGGUGCACAUGAACUCUCAGCUCAUGACUCUUUCCCCCUGCCUGUUAUAGCUCCCUGAUUACGGUGAACCAAGCUGAGAAGAUCGCUGUCAGCAUGCAAAAGUUGUAAGUCCUCAAAUUAGCCCCCUGACUCAUUCUCCAGUUUGUUGUUUGUAAACAAGGGGCUGCCACAGAAAGAAUCAACAGGUGGGCAUCACACCAAGGGGUGCUCACGUACCCAGUUCCUACCACAUGCUGACAGUCAAGUAUACACACUGCUCUGUACCAUCAUCUUCACAUCUCCUGUCUACUCUCCGAAUAAACAUCAUUUCUCGCUGCCUUGAA
Messenger RNA from Eublepharis macularius, 5726 nucleotides. RefSeq names its product MEF2 activating motif and SAP domain containing transcriptional regulator (gene MAMSTR). Gene Ontology annotation, biological process: cardiac muscle cell differentiation; smooth muscle cell differentiation. Lineage: Eukaryota; Metazoa; Chordata; Lepidosauria; Squamata; Eublepharidae. The coding region runs from base 318 to 2450 and encodes 710 amino acids. The record is from RefSeq and is a predicted model, not a curated record. The transcript is spliced from 14 exons.